CAGCCCUGCUUGCCUGUCUCUUCCGGAGCCCUUUGAGAUCUGGCUGAUUUUCAACCCCGCGGCGAUCUGGGCGGCUGUCCGGGAUAUUUGGGCUUGGCACGAAGAAGGGGGCGUGGGGCGAGCAGGAAGCACUGCCUAACUUGGGUGUUCCCCGGGGUGACCUGGGACCGUGCCAAGUCCUCCAGGAGUCAAGGGGCCGCUCGCUGAGAGCGCAGCAUCCCUGAAGAACAGCGUGGCGGAGGUGAGCUGAGGACAGGUGAGGUGGGGGCCGGGCGCGAAGGCAGGUUACCUCCAUCCCUUUCAUAACUAGGUGCAGGUUUCGGGCACUGGAAAGUUGGCUUUUUAGCCCCUACAGAGUUAGGGGAGGCGGCGACAGGCUCCGGGUACUCCCUUCCCUAAACUCCCACAGACACCGGGCACCGCGCGCACCCCGCCCACCCGGGCCAGACUGUCCCCCUCCCCGCCCUCCCGGGGCGCAUCAGGGCGCACGGGUGUCGCGGGGGCGGCGCCGGGAGCUCCUCCCCCUGCCCGGGGCGCGGGUGGUGACUCGGCGCAGGCAGAGCCCAGAGUCUCCGCGCCCCGGGAGGGCGUGCGCCCCUCUGAGGGCAGCGCGGGCGCCGGGUCCGCGGCCCCCGGAGUUGCCCAAGACGCCGGUGACUCCUCCCCGGGGACCCUCCCCCUCUGGGGCGCGUCAUUCUACUCACCCGGGGCCCGACCCCGAAGGCGGCGGCUGCUGGCGCUCCGGCCACCUGCAGCGAGCUGCCCGGGCGACGUCCACCCGCCCCGUGUGUGUGUGCGCGCGCGCACACGCCCCUGCGCGCCCCGGAGGGACCCCAUGGCGCUGCGGGUGCCCAACGCCAGCUGUGAGAAUGGUUCCCUGCUCAGCCUCUACUGCUCCUCCCAGCAAGUCCUGUGCCAGGUGGUCCGCCACCUCGACCCCGAGCCGCCUGUUAACGCCACGGCCCCCCGCUGGCAGGAGCGUUUCUGGAAGAGCUACAGCUUCUAUGUGGGGCUGGGCCUCGCCCUCCUCUCCAGCUUCCUCAUCGGCAGCAGCGUCAUCCUCAAGAAGAAGGGGCUCCAGCGGCUGGUGGCCACGGGCGCCACGCGGGCAGUGGACGGCGGCUACGGAUACCUGAAGGACACCAUGUGGUGGGCCGGCUUCCUCACCAUGGCCGCCGGGGAAGUCGCCAACUUCGGCGCGUAUGCGUUUGCGCCGGCCACGGUCAUCACGCCGCUGGGCGCGCUGAGUGUCCUCAUCAGUGCCGUCCUCUCCUCCUACUUCCUGGGCGAGUGUCUGAACCUCCUGGGGAAGCUGGGCUGUGUCAUCUGCGUGGCCGGCAGCACCGUGAUGGUCAUCCACGCGCCCUCGGAGGAGAAGGUCACCACCGUGGUCCAGAUGGCGUCUAAGAUGAAGGACACAGGCUACAUCGUGUUCUCCGUGCUCCUGGUGGUCUUCUGCCUCAUCCUCAUCUUCGUGGUGGCCCCCCGCUACGGGCAGAGGAACAUCCUGGUGUACAUCGUCAUCUGCUCGGUCAUCGGCGCCUUCUCGGUGACGGCCGUCAAGGGCCUGGGCAUCACCAUCAAGAACUUCUUCCAGGGGCUGCCCGUGGUGCGCCACCCGCUGCCCUACGUGCUCUCCCUCAUCCUGGCGCUGUCGCUCAGCACGCAGGUGAACUUCCUCAACCGGGCGCUGGACGUGUUCAACACCUCGCUGGUCUUCCCCAUCUACUACGUCAUCUUCACCUCCGUGGUGGUCACCUCCUCCAUGGUCCUCUUCAAGGAGUGGCACAGCAUGUCCGCCGUGGACGUGGUGGGCACGCUGGCCGGCUUCGUCACCAUCAUCCUGGGGGUGUUCAUGCUCCACGCUUUCCGGGACCUGGAUGUGGGCCGCGCCCAGCUACCCCACAUGCACAAGGCGCGCCCCCCUGCGCCCCCUGCCGCCGCUGCUGCCUCUGCCGCCACCGCUGCCGUCGCCGGGGUCCCGGUGGAGCCCACCGCCCCACGGCUGGAGGACAAGAACGUGCUGGUGGACAAUAUCGAGCUGGCCAGCAUCGCCUCGUCGCAGAGCAAGUCCCAGCAGGAGCUUACAAUCCAUUCUUAGGAUUGGCACGGGGACAGGGGGGUGGCGGGGAGGGGGGGGAAGGAGGGCACAGGAAGUGACCCGGGGCGCAGCCUGACUUCUCAAUCUCAGAGCCCCUCCACCCCCACCCCCGGGUGGCGGGCAUCUUCUCUGGAGAUGUUAACAGAUACCUCAUCAGCCCUGUUUCCGGAAGGAAAAAAAAAAAACACCCCCCUGGCUCAGUGAGCAGUGGCGGCGGAAAUUUCUGGAAACACAGCCUCAGCGACCAAAUGCCUGACUGUCUGUGGACGCCGGCGGGGUCUCCUUCCUCUGCGUGUCUUUUGGUGCCACCUGUCGCCCGGCAGAAGGCCAAAUCUGACCCGUUGAAUGUAGUAGUGUGGUCCGAGGGCUUCCUGGAGGAGCUACGGGGCUGGGGCGGGGAGGGAGGACCCCCCUCCUCCUCCCGCCUCCCCAACUGGUGCUGUUUGGGCACCAGGCUCCAGGCGAGCGGGACAGGCCUGAGGCCUGGAGUGGCCCCGGAUGGAUGGACAGUGUGACUCUCAUCCCGUGUCCUCUCACGUCGGGAAGACGGGCUGAGCAAUUCAUGUCCUUCUUACUGUGAAUGCCAGGGAUGUCUCAGGAACUGUCCCCCACCCCCCCCACAGACUCUCACCACCAGCCCAGAAGCGGGUGCCCUGCUGCCCUGCUUUCCCGACCCAACCCUGCCCCAAGGUCAGUCCAAGGCCUUGGGGUUGACCUUGAGGGCUUCCCCAUCUCGGAACGUAGCCGGCUUGCCCUCUCCCUCCCGGAGUUAAACCAAACAUGACCCGUGACCCUGGGAGAGGGUGAGGUGUGGAGUUGGGUCCGGAGUUGGGGGCUAAGAAUGAGCGCCCCAGUGGAGGAAGGGGUUUCCCCGAACGCUUUGAGCAGGGCAGCCCCUGGGGGGGGGGGGUCCUGGCGUGGGGGCGGGGGAGGGAGGACAGAGUGGCUGGAAGGUCCUGCCUUUCCCCUCCUGCCCACAGGGGGCGCUACCCCGGUGAGUGUCUAGUGGAGAGGAUGGCGCCUGCGCAGCAUUAGAGAGGGCAUGUAGUCCUCGGGCCCUCUCCUCCAGGCAGCCCUCACUCGGGUACCCCCACACCCGGGUGGGUCCUGUGUUUACACCCCAGCCAGCCUCCUGCGGGCUCUGCCAAAUCUCGGGCCGUCUGCCUGCGGUUGAAGUCAGGGUCCCGCGGGGCAGCCCAGG
Molecule: messenger RNA, 3302 nt
Organism: Sorex araneus (European shrew)
Lineage: Eukaryota; Metazoa; Chordata; Mammalia; Eulipotyphla; Soricidae
Gene: NIPAL4
Product: NIPA like domain containing 4
Exons: 7
Coding region: 836-2101 (421 amino acids)
Biological process (GO): magnesium ion transport
Cellular component (GO): membrane
Molecular function (GO): magnesium ion transmembrane transporter activity
Source: RefSeq, a predicted model, not a curated record